CUACUCAAAGCAACUGCUGUCUUUCAGACAUAUUGAGAAACAUCAGGUUACCUUUUUUAAAUAAACAUAUCAUUGAAGCAUAACACAGAGAGAAAAUGAAUAAGUCAUAAGUGUAUAGCUCAGUGAACUUCCACAGAGAACAUAUCUGCGUAACCAGCACCCAGAUCAAAAGACAGAAUCUUACCAGUGCCCAGACGCACCCCACACCAUGCUCUAUUCCAGUGUGACCCACCCAAGCAUACCCACUACUCAGGUGGCCUUUUGAAAGAGGAGAGGGCAUGACUGUGACAAAGCAGAAGGGUGGCUAACACCAGCACUGCCACUUAGAGGGGUGCCCAGGUAGAGGGGAAACAGGGAAGAGAGCAGAGGCCAUGAGGUAAAGAAAAGCUUCAUGUGAGUGUGGAAGAGAACGACCCAGUGAGCGUGGCAGGACCCUCGCCAACUGUGACUGGAAGCUGCAUGUAGAACUUGAAGCAAUCACCUAGGAACUUGUCGUCAUGGUAAUGGAUUCAGAUGCUUUAUCAGUUUGGAACUCGGCUGCAAUAUCAGUUUGGAACUCGAACCAUUUCUAGACUCUACGCCCAAAGGAAGACAGACUUUUGAGUGGAAGCGAUACAAAUUACCUGUGGAGCAGAAAACAAAGAUCUCCUGUUGGCACUCAGGCUUCCUCCUGCUCUAGGUGACACGUGCACCAUGGCCGGCUACGCCCGCUUGAAGAAUGUCCUUCUGGCACUCCAGACCCGUCUGCAGCCACUCCAAGAAGGAGACAGCAGACAAGACCCUGCCUCCCAGAAGCGCCUCCUGGUGGAAUCUCUGUUCAGGGACUUAGAUGCAGAUGGCAAUGGCCACCUCAGCAGCUCCGAACUGGCUCAGCAUGUGCUGAAGAAGCAGGACCUGGAUGAAGACUUACUUGGUUGCUCACCAGGUGACCUCCUCCGAUUUGACGAUUACAACAGUGACAGCUCCCUGACCCUCCGCGAGUUCUACAUGGCCUUCCAAGUGGUUCAGCUCAGCCUCGCCCCCGAGGACAGGGUCAGUGUGACCACAGUGACCGUGGGGCUGAGCACAGUGCUGACCUGCGCCGUCCAUGGAGACCUGAGGCCACCAAUCAUCUGGAAGCGCAACGGGCUCACCCUGAACUUCCUGGACUUGGAAGACAUCAAUGACUUUGGAGAGGAUGAUUCCCUGUACAUCACCAAGGUGACCACCAUCCACAUGGGCAAUUACACCUGCCAUGCUUCCGGCCACGAGCAGCUGUUCCAGACCCACGUCCUGCAGGUGAAUGUGCCGCCAGUCAUCCGUGUCUAUCCAGAGAGCCAGGCACAGGAGCCUGGAGUGGCAGCCAGCCUAAGAUGCCAUGCUGAGGGCAUUCCCAUGCCCAGAAUCACUUGGCUGAAAAACGGCGUGGAUGUCUCAACUCAGAUGUCCAAACAGCUCUCCCUUUUAGCCAAUGGGAGCGAACUCCACAUCAGCAGUGUUCGGUAUGAAGACACAGGGGCAUACACCUGCAUUGCCAAAAAUGAAGUGGGUGUGGAUGAAGAUAUCUCCUCGCUCUUCAUUGAAGACUCAGCUAGAAAGACCCUUGCAAACAUCCUGUGGCGAGAGGAAGGCCUCAGCGUGGGAAACAUGUUCUAUGUCUUCUCCGACGACGGUAUCAUCGUCAUCCAUCCUGUGGACUGUGAGAUCCAGAGGCACCUCAAACCCACGGAAAAGAUUUUCAUGAGCUAUGAAGAAAUCUGUCCUCAAAGAGAAAAAAAUGCAACCCAGCCCUGCCAGUGGGUAUCUGCAGUCAAUGUCCGGAACCGGUACAUCUAUGUGGCCCAGCCAGCACUGAGCAGAGUCCUUGUGGUCGACAUCCAAGCCCAGAAAGUCCUACAGUCCAUAGGUGUGGACCCUCUGCCGGCUAAGCUGUCCUAUGACAAGUCACAUGACCAAGUGUGGGUCCUGAGCUGGGGGGACGUGCACAAGUCCCGACCAAGUCUCCAGGUGAUCACAGAAGCCAGCACCGGCCAGAGCCAGCACCUCAUCCGCACACCCUUUGCAGGAGUGGAUGAUUUCUUCAUUCCCCCAACAAACCUCAUCAUCAACCACAUCAGGUUUGGCUUCAUCUUCAACAAGUCUGAUCCUGCAGUCCACAAGGUGGACCUGGAAACAAUGAUGCCCCUCAAGACCAUCGGCCUGCACCACCAUGGCUGCGUGCCCCAGGCCAUGGCACACACCCACCUGGGCGGCUACUUCUUCAUCCAGUGCCGACAGGACAGCCCCGCCUCUGCUGCCCGACAGCUGCUCGUUGACAGUGUCACAGACUCUGUGCUUGGCCCCAAUGGUGAUGUAACAGGCACCCCACACACAUCCCCCGACGGGCGCUUCAUAGUCAGUGCUGCAGCUGACAGCCCCUGGCUGCACGUGCAGGAGAUCACAGUGCGGGGCGAGAUCCAGACCCUGUAUGACCUGCAAAUAAACUCGGGCAUCUCAGACUUGGCCUUCCAGCGCUCCUUCACUGAAAGCAAUCAAUACAACAUCUACGCGGCUCUGCACACGGAGCCGGACCUGCUGUUCCUGGAGCUGUCCACGGGGAAGGUGGGCAUGCUGAAGAACUUAAAGGAGCCACCCGCAGGGCCAGCUCAGCCCUGGGGGGGUACCCACAGAAUCAUGAGGGACAGUGGGCUGUUUGGACAGUACCUCCUCACACCAGCCCGAGAGUCACUGUUCCUCAUCAAUGGGAGACAAAACACGCUGCGGUGUGAGGUGUCAGGUAUAAAGGGGGGGACCACAGUGGUGUGGGUGGGUGAGGUAUGAAGGGCCCAGAGCAGAGCCCUGGGCCAAGGAACACCCCCUAGUCCUGACACUGCAGCCUCAAGCAGGUACGCUGUACAUUUUUACAGACAAAAGCAAAAACCUGUACUCGCUUUGUGGUUCAACACUGGUCUCCUUGCAAGUUUCCUAGUAUAAGGUAUGCGCUGCUACCAAGAUUGGGGUUUUUUCGUUAGGAAGUAUGAUUUAUGCCUUGAGCUACGAUGAGAACAUAUGCUGCUGUGUAAAGGGAUCAUUUCUGUGCCAAGCUGCACACCGAGUGACCUGGGGACAUCAUGGAACCAAGGGAUCCUGCUCUCCAAGCAGACACCUCUGUCAGUUGCCUUCACAUAGUCAUUGUCCCUUACUGCCAGACCCAGCCAGACUUUGCCCUGACGGAGUGGCCCGGAAGCAGAGGCCGACCAGGAGCAGGGGCCUCCCUCCCGAACUGAAAGCCCAUCCGUCCUCGCGUGGGACCGCAUCUUCUCCCUCGCAGCUGCUUCUUGCUUUUCUUUCCAUUUGACUUGCUGUAAGCCUGAGGGAGAGCCAACAAGACUUACUGCAUCUUGGGGGAUGGGGAAAUCACUCACUUUAUUUUGGAAAUUUUUGAUUAAAAAAAAAUUUUAUAAUCUCAAAUGCUAGUAAGCAGAAAGAUGCUCUCCGAGGUCCAACUAUAUCCUUCCCUGCCUUAGGCCGAGUCUCGGGGGUGGUCACAACCCCACAUCCCACAGCCAGAAAGAACAAUGGUCAUCUGAGAAUACUGGCCCUGUCGACUAUUGCCACCCUGCUUCUCCAAGAGCAGACCAGGCCACCUCAUCCGUAAGGACUCGGUUCUGUGUUGGGACCCCAAAAAACCAGAACAAGUUCUGUGUGCCUCCUUUCAGCACAGAAGGGAGACAUCUCAUUAGUCAGGUCUGGUACCCCAGAUUCAGGGCAGACUGGGCUUGCCUGGCAAGGUAUGGGUGGCCUCCAGGCUCAAUGCAGAAACCCCAAGGACACGAGUGGGGCCAGGUGAGUUCCUGAAGCUAUACCUUUUCAAAACAGAUUUUGUUUUCCUACCUGUGGCCCAUCCACUCCUCUCUGGUACCCCAUCCCCGCAUCAGCACUGCAGAGAGAACACAUUUCGGCGAGGGUUUUCUUACCCACAUUCCCCAAUCAAUACACACACACUGCAGAACCCAGAACAGAAGGCCACAGGCUGGCACUACUGCAUUCUCCUUAUGUGUCUCAGGCUGUGGUGACUCUCACAUGGGCAUCGAAGAAGUACAACCCACAUAGCCCUCUGGAGACCGCCUAGAUCAGAGACUCAGCAAAAACAGGCUCGCCUUCCCUCUCCCACAUAUGAGUGGAACUUACAUGUGUCCUGGUUUGAAUGAUCAUUUUGCAAGCCACACGGGUUGGGAGAGGUGGUCUCACCACAGACGUCUUUGCUAAUUUGGCCACCUUCACCUACUGACAUGACCAGGAUUUUCCUUUGCCAUUAAGGAAUGAACUCUUUCAAGGAGAGGAAACCCUAGACUCUGUGUCACUCUCAACACACACAGCUCCUUUCACUCCUGCCUGACUGCCAAGCCACCUGCAUCCCCCGCCCCAGAUCUCAUGAGAUCAAUCACUUGUAUGUCUCACGCAACUUGGUCCACCAAACGCCUGUCCCCUGUAACUCCUAGGGGUGCGCCUAGACAGGUACGUCUGUUUUUUAUUUUAAAAGAUAUGCUAUGUAGAUAUAAGUUGAGGAAGCUCACCUCAAAAGCCUAGAAUGCAGUUUCACAGUAGCUGGGAUGCAUGGAUGACCCAUCUCACCCCUUUUUUUUUCCUGCCUCAAUAUCUUGAUAUGUUAUGUUUACUCCCAAUCUCCCAUUUUUACCACUAAAAUUCUCCAACUUUCAUAAACUUUUUUUUGGAAAAAUUUCCAUUGUAUCAGCCCCUGACAGAAAAAGGAUCUCUGAGCCUAAAGGAGGAAAAGUCCCACCAACUACCAGACCAGAACACGAGCCCCUCUGGGCAGCAGGAUUCCUAAGUCAAAGACCAGUUUGACCCAAACUGGCCUUUUAAAAUAAUCAGGAGUGACAGAGUCAACUUCUGCAGCACCUGCUUCUCCCCCACUGUCCCUUCCAUCUUGGAAUGUGUCUAAAAAAGCAUAGCUGCCCUUUGCUGUCCUCAGAGUGCAUUUCCUGGAGACGGCAGGCUUAGGUCUCACUGACAGCAUGCCAGACACAACUGAAUCGAAGCAGGCCUGAAGCCUAGGUCAGGGUUUCAGGAGUCCAGCCCCAGGAGGCAAAGUCACCAAUGCAGGGAGGUAAAUGCCUUUUGGCAGGAAAACCAAUAGAGUUGGUUGGGUGGGGAGUCAGGGGUGGGAGGAGAAGGAGGAAGAGGAGGAAGGCCAGACUGGCCUGCCCUUUCUCCCAUACUUCACCCCAGCAGAGGUUCAUGGGACACAGUUGGAAAGCCACUGGGAGGAAAUGCCUCACUACAGGGGGGCCUCCUGUAGCAAGCCCAGCCGGUAAUCCUCCUAAUGAACCCACAAGGUCAAUUCACAACUGAUAUCUUAGCUAUUAAAGAAGUACUGACUUUACCAAAAGAAUCAUCAAGAAAGCUAUUUAUAUAAACCCCCUCAGUCAUUUUGAAAUAAAAUUAAUUUUACAAAAA
Homo sapiens (human) is the source of this 5439-nucleotide messenger RNA. RefSeq names its product follistatin like 4 (gene FSTL4). Lineage: Eukaryota; Metazoa; Chordata; Mammalia; Primates; Hominidae. The coding region runs from base 694 to 2799 and encodes 701 amino acids. Gene Ontology annotation, molecular function: calcium ion binding; protein sequestering activity; brain-derived neurotrophic factor binding. The transcript is spliced from 13 exons. Gene Ontology annotation, cellular component: extracellular region; secretory granule. The record is from RefSeq and is a predicted model, not a curated record.